[Candida] anglica is the source of this 969-nucleotide messenger RNA. The record is from the annotation of a GenBank genome assembly. NCBI's taxonomy places the organism in Eukaryota, Fungi, Ascomycota, Pichiomycetes, Serinales, Debaryomycetaceae.
UUUGAAUACAUACUUUAUUGAACAUGUCCAAUCCUACAGCACCAUUUCUACUUGGGGCAGAUGCCAAGAAGAAUACAUCACAAUCCGCGAAGGCUUUAUUUGCCCACAUACGGAAGGAAAAGGGUCCAGAACACCGUGAACCAGUUUACUUAAUCAUUAAUAGUAAGAUUCAACUUGCUAAAACAAAGGAUUACACUCCUAGAAUCAUCCCAAUAACACAUAAGCUUGACCGUCUUGAAGAAAAAUCAGUCCUUCUUGUGACUAAAGACCCCUCAACUCCAUAUCGUCAACCACUUAAUGAAAAGAAUUCACCAACUGAAGAUGUUUUCAAUCAAAUUUAUACCUUGACAAAGCUUCGAGGUAUUGCCCGAGAACCAAGAAAAUUACUGAAACUUUUCAAAGAAUUUGAUGUGAUUGUAGCUGAUAAUCGUGUACACAAAUUCUUACCAGGAGUGUUAGGAGCACAAUUUUAUGUUAAAAAUAAAAAGAUCCCAUUUAUGGUGCAAAUGGCUAAACCAGAUGUGAAUGCACAACUUGUACGUGGACCAAAGUCUACCAAGUUGAAAGACGAUCGUUGUGAACCAGCCUACGUUCGUGCUCAGAUGAAAUCUAUUGUAAGAAAUGCAAGUUUCAUCCCACCAGCAAAUGGGAAUUGUAUGUCAAUUAAAGUUGGAUACACUGAUUUGAAAGUUGAAGAGCUUGUUCAAAACGUCAACGACGUGGUGCGAUACCUUGUUGAAACCAAGAACCAACCAGUAGGAGGCAUAUUAAGAAGUAAGAAGAAUAUUCAAAGCAUUCAUCUCAAAACUAGUGAGAGUGUCAGUAUGCCUGUGUGGAAGGAAGCCGUAGAAGAGGUUGAAGAUGAAGAAGACAAUAGUGAUUUUGAGUUUUAAAUGAUGAAUGGUGGCUUUACUUUAAUAGAUAAAAUAGAGAGAUAGAAAGAUAUACUUCAUCAUACAGCAAAUAAAG